AUGGCAAACAGCAAAGUCAAGGACCUAACUCUGGCAACUUUCGGGCGAAAGGAGAUAACAAUUGCAGAGGGCGAGAUGCCCGGCCUGAUGGCCAUACGGCGCGAAUUUGGAUCCUCUAAGCCUCUUCAGGGGACAAGGAUAACGGGCUCUCUCCACAUGACCGUGCAGACUGCCGUCCUCAUCGAGACCCUUAAAGAGCUAGGUGCCACCCUCAGAUGGUGCUCCUGCAACAUCUUUAGCACUCAAGAUCAUGCGGCCGCUGCCAUUGCCAGGGACGAAUCCGCCACUGUCUUCGCGUGGAAAGGAGAGACUCUGCAAGAAUACUGGUGGUGCUCUGAGAAGGCGCUAACCUGGCCGGACGCCGACGGCCCGGAUCUGCUUGUAGAUGAUGGAGGUGACAUUACCCUUCUUAUUCACGAAGGGGUCAAGGCUGAGAAGGAAUUUGCGGCGAACAAAACUCUGCCUGACCCCGCGAAGGCAUCCAAUGAGGAGAUGCGAGUAAUACUGGAGCUGCUGAGGGACACCUUGCAGAAGGACCCCACGAAAUGGCAGCGCAUGGCAAAGGCUGUGAAGGGCGUGAGCGAGGAGACAACGACGGGAGUCCACCGUUUGCUUCACAUGGCAGCCCAGAAUGAGCUGCUCUUCCCUGCAAUCAAUGUGAACGACUGUGUGACGAAGAGCAAGUUCGACAACGUGUACGGGUGCAGGCACUCAUUACCUGACGCUAUCAUGCGUGCCACAGAUGUGAUGCUGGGAGGCAAGAAAGUUGUUAUCUGCGGAUUCGGAGAUGUGGGGAAAGGAUGCGCAGCCGCCAUGAGGGGUCAGGGAGCCCGCGUGGUCAUAUCGGAGGUAGAUCCCAUAUGCGCCUUGCAGGCAGCUAUGGAGGGAUACACAGUGGCCCCCCUUGAUGAGCACGUGCGGGACGCAGAUAUCUUUGUUUCUGCGACGGGAAAUAAAGACAUUAUCAUGGCGAAGCAUAUGAGCCAGAUGAAGAAUAAUGCCAUUGUGGGCAACAUUGGGCACUUCGACAACGAGGUGGAUGUUCACGGGCUACGACAGUGGCCUGGGAUCCAGCAUGAAAAUAUUAAACCCCAAGUAGACAGAUUUGAGUUCCCCGAUGGCCACGGCGUCAUCCUGCUGGCGGAGGGCCGCCUCAUGAACCUGGGAUGUGCAACAGGGCACCCCUCCUUCGUUAUGUCCUGCUCUUUCUCAAACCAGGUCCUUGCUCAAAUCGCUCUAUGGGAGAAUGUCAAAACUCGCAAGUACCAAAACGAUGUAUACAGACUGCCUACUGAGCUUGAUGAGAAGGUCGCUGCGCUGCACCUACCUGCGCUCGGCGCUCGCGUCAACACCCUUACGGAGGAACAGGCCCAGUACCUCCAUAUCAGCCCAAAAGGGCCGUUCAAGUCUAGCGACUACCGGUACUAA
Molecule: messenger RNA, 1428 nt
Organism: Cyclospora cayetanensis
Lineage: Eukaryota; Apicomplexa; Conoidasida; Eucoccidiorida; Eimeriidae
Product: adenosylhomocysteinase
Exons: 2
Coding region: 1-1428 (475 amino acids)
Biological process (GO): L-methionine cycle
Cellular component (GO): cytosol
Molecular function (GO): adenosylhomocysteinase activity
Source: RefSeq, a predicted model, not a curated record